GAUGCUGCGCGCGUAGCGUCCGACGCGAUACUCCUCCGCGUAACAGGUCUAUGAAGUGCUCUGCAACUUUGAAAAUGUCUUAAAGCAGGCCAAUAGAUGACUACAGUCAGUUACGAGAUAGUAUUUAGGCGUAAUAGAAUUGCUAGAAUUGACUUAGCAGCUUUACUUUCCUCAACACGACCAUUAUGUUGCCUUGGAAGAAGAACAAGUUCGAGCUGAUCGAGGAAGACAAGCAGCAGUCCAAGCAGAAGGGCUAUGCCGUGAGCCUCAACUACUCCGCGCUCACCUCCUUCGCCAAAUCUUGCCCAGAAAGCGCGCUCAACAGAGUCGGGAGUAUGUUCAAAUCUAAGAGGAAAAAGGUGAAGAUCACCAGCGAGGACCCUACGUACACGGUCCUGUACCUGGGCAAUGCCACCACCAUCCAGUCCAAGGGGGAAGGAUGCACAGACGUGGCCGUCAGUAAGAUCUGGGGCAAGAGCGAGAUGGGCAAGAAAGGCACCAAGAUGAAGCUGACCAUCAGCUCGCAGGGCAUCCGCAUGGUCCACGUCGACGAAAAGGCGAAGAGACCAGGACACCUGUAUUUAUUGCACAGGAUCACUUACUGUGUCGCAGACCCGCGGCUCCCCAAGAUCUUCGCCUGGGUCUACCGGCACGAGAUGAAGCACAAGGCGGUGAUGCUGCGCUGCCACGCCGUGCUGGUGUCCAAGCCGGAGAAGGCGAAGGCCAUGGCGCUGCUCCUCUACCAGACCUCCGCGACAGCGCUGGCCGAGUUUAAACGACUCAAAAGAAGGGACGACGCCAGGCACCAGCAACAGCAGUUGAUCGGCGAGCAAACGAUUCCCUUGGUGCCCCUGAGGAAGCUGCUAAACGGACAGUGUUACUACAAGCCCCCGGUGGAGCGAAGUAGGAGCGCACCCAAACUGGGCUCCAUCACGGAGGACCUGAUCGGGGAGGAGGAGGAGGAGAAAGCCAUGCACUUUGAGUGCGAGGAUAUUCUGGACACCGUCAGCGACUGUGUGGCCAACGGCAAGCAAGAACUAUGCCAGAUUAUCAAUGACUUGGGCUCCAUGAGUAUAGGGAACGACGUGCAGAUGCUAAAAGCCGAUUUGAGGGUGACUCGCCUGCUGUCCGGGGAGAGCACAGGCAGCGACUCUUCCAUAGACAGCAACCAAGAGACCGGCUCUCUUGCCAAUGGCACUGUGGAUGGGAGAAUGCAAGAAGUCGGCUGACCAUUCUUGAAUAUAAUAAAGACACGAUGCUUCGUGAUAAAGAAGAAAAGCGUUUGGGUGCACGAAUGUGCCAUUUCAUCCACUUGACUUGAAAGCGCAACGUUAGGAUUCACGGGGUGUGUUUUAAAACCCAGCGAGCUGCCUACCUAGAAGUUUCGACCAAAACUACUGCUCUCUGUAAAAAAAAAAAAAAAAAAUGUAUAUUAAAAUUUGAUUGCAGCCUUAAGUAAAUUCAAAAUGGUGCCAAAGUUACAACCCUUCACGUUUUCAACUAAUUCUUUUUUUUACGUUAUUUUUUUUGUGCUAACCUCAAUGGAUGAAAAGACGAAUGUAAUGCAAACAUUUGAGUUCAGCUGAUUCAGAGUGCCCACAAAAUGCUGUUGGUAGGCAGCCCACUAGGUUUUGAGACACAAGCCAUGGAGAUGUUUGUGGACUUAACAGACACUUGCACAAUAAUCCCUCAUUAGGGGUCUGGAUGGAAGCACCAGAGUUGUAGCGCAAUAAGACGCUUACAGUCUCUGCUUAACCUCUCUAUGCUGUAAGAGGUUUUAGGAAUGAUCUUGUUUACCUAGUAAGUUUCCCUCAAAGAAAUGCUUUUUUCUGUUUCUCAUUUUCUUUCUUUCUUUCGAAAGAAGUGGUGUUUAAACUAACUGAAUAAUGAGUUACAAAACUUGUUCCAUUUGUAUUUUCCCCCCUUUUUUAAUUUUGCACUGUGGUGGAAUUCAGACAAGUGUUGUUAUUAUUUAUGUCCAUAAUAUAUAUGUUCUUGCAGACAUAAAUGUUUUAUCUUUGCUGUGCAAAAGAGACUAUUUUCCCGAUGUAAAGAGAUGUAUAUAUUAAAUACAUAAUGUGUAAACAAAAUUAUUUUUUAAACAAUGUGGUUUGUUUCCAUGAACACCAAUAAAAUUGUAAAAUGUA
Molecule: messenger RNA, 2147 nt
Organism: Carassius carassius (crucian carp)
Lineage: Eukaryota; Metazoa; Chordata; Actinopteri; Cypriniformes; Cyprinidae
Product: protein FAM43A-like
Exons: 1
Coding region: 186-1229 (347 amino acids)
Source: RefSeq, a predicted model, not a curated record